Tigriopus californicus is the source of this 2755-nucleotide messenger RNA. Its product is annotated as G1/S-specific cyclin-E-like. Gene Ontology annotation, biological process: G1/S transition of mitotic cell cycle; regulation of cyclin-dependent protein serine/threonine kinase activity. Lineage: Eukaryota; Metazoa; Arthropoda; Copepoda; Harpacticoida; Harpacticidae. Gene Ontology annotation, molecular function: cyclin-dependent protein serine/threonine kinase regulator activity. Gene Ontology annotation, cellular component: centrosome; cytoplasm; cyclin E1-CDK2 complex. The record is from RefSeq and is a predicted model, not a curated record.
AUUCAGAGAGACCCACCAACCCAGCGGAUUCCAGCGAGGGCGGAAUGAAGUGGGCUCCAAGCACCCUGAGCACCCUCUUCUUCUUCUCACUUCCCUCCUCUCUCUGGGUUGGAUUGGUGGGUUGGCCAGAUCUGGGAGAUCUGGGAUAUCUGAAAAAUCUUCAAAUCCUCAUUCAGCUGUGAUCCGGCAGGCAAGAGGGUCACUUCUCUUCGUCCGACUUUUCGAAGAACGACAGCCAAGUGUGAAAAAUACUGUGACAAGCGUUGUGUGCGUGAGAUAGGGGAAUUACAAGCCUCUAUCCACCGAAAAGACUUGUCCUAACCAAAGUUCAACCUGGAACGCCGUCCUGAAGGACGAGGCUGUCCGCUACGGCUCGAUCCUCCGAGGACCUGGCCGAGAUCAAAGCUGGAUCAUCAUCCAUCCGCGAGCUCAUGAUGGCGGCCAAUCGUCGGGGUCUCCAGAUUCCCAACACUACCAGCAAUGUCUUCGUUGUGACCACGAACAACGCCUCCAUUCAGUCGACCACCUCCACCUCCACCCCCAUAUCCUCCUCCUCGUCGUCGUCGUUUUGUCGUCGAGCGCCAGGAAUUCGGGCCUCUCCACAUUUCCCGGCUCCAGAUCCAUUCCCAGCAUUCUCAGCCGAAAGAGAAAAGCUGACGUUCUCGAGGACAAAAGCAUGGAUUUAGCCAUGGGCCGAACUUCAAGCUCUUUUUCGAGCUUUCCUUCGAGAAGCAACUCCAUGGCCGACAUUGACGAGAAUGAUUGUCUGAUCAUCUCCGAGAACCGUCCACCGCCCUCCAAGAUGAACCCAACUCUCGGAGCAUCAACCUCAUCCACAGGUUUAUCUAUGCGAACGCCCUGUCUUCACUCCAGAACAGUUUGAAUAAUGGCAAUGGCCUAAAGCCCAGUGAUAAUGUUGGCUCAGCCUCCCUCAUGCGAAUACCCCGUCCUCUUCCUAAGUUUCAAACCCGAAAGAACUACAAACCAAAAUAGCUUUGCUCAAGCGACGAAAAAGGUUGUCCUCCGACAAUCCUGGUCAGAAUUCCGUGAAUUCAUCCGCACUUCUACGGACAAUUCCCGGUCCAAGACACCCUUCCCCGCUUUGAAGUGGGCCAAUGAGCAAACAAUGUGGGAUUUUAUUUGCAAGAAAGAAUCUGGGAUGUAUAAGCGGAAAACGGGUGACGAGAUCCUAGCUCGACACUCUGCCCUUCAAUCCCGAAUGAGAGCGAUCCUGUUCGAUUGGUUAAUCGAGGUCUGCGAGGUUUACAAACUUCAUCGCGAGACAUUCUAUUUGGCUGUAGAUUUUAUUGACAGAUAUCUCUCAUCGCGAAAGAAUAUGCCCAAGACCAGAUUACAAUUGAUCGGCGUGACGUGUCUCUUCGUUGGAGCCAAGAUCGAAGAGAUCUACCCUCCCAAGCUCAGUGACUUUGCUUACGUGACGGAUGGAGCUUGUUCAGAAGAGGAGAUUUUGGCCAUGGAGCUAGUCGUUUUGAAGGAGCUAAAGUGGGGUUUAUCGCCAAUGACUCCUCAUGGAUGGAUAAAGAUGUUCAUGCAAGUGUCCAAUUGUGACAACUCCCCGUCUGCGAGCGAGACUUUUGUGGUCCCCCAGUUCUCAGGAUUGCCAUUUGCCAGGGCCAUGCAGCUCCUCGACAUUUGUAUUUUGGACAUCGAGAGCCUCUACAAAUAUUCGGUAAUUGCUGCCAGUGCACUAGCUCAUUUACAUUCUCGAGAGUUGGCCCUAGCCGUGUCAGGCUACCAAUGGUCCGAUAUUGCCCACUGUCACCUCUGGAUGUCGGCCUUUGUCCAAGCUCUGCGUGACGAAUCCCCUCUUCAGCCCAAGAUGUUUCACAACAUCCAAAUUGAAAACCAACACAACAUUCAAUCCCAUAGUGUUGAGCUCUCCACGCUAGACCGGGCCCAUGAAUACCUGACGCAACAAAAGGACAUGGCCACACGUCGAAGUUCUACCCCGAGCCCAUGAAUACGUCUUGCCCUCGACGAUCUCCAGUGGAACAAUGACCCCUCCAAGUAGUGAAAGAAAAGAUUUCGAACGCAUGGAACACGUCACACCGGCUACGCCUACUUCAUCUAAAUCCACCACUGGAUUACUUGGUUGUCAAAAUGAUGUUCACUUCCAACAGCAAAUUCCCCAAGGAUUCCCCUCAGUGUUCCUAACGCCAGAAACGCCGAAUGCAUUGAGACCCAUGAACCAUAACCAGCCAAAGCUCCACUGACCGUUGAACUGAUGCAAUUUCUGAUUAUUGCUCAAUUUUUAAGGAAACAAAUGAACUCAUCAGUGGUCUGGAAAAUGUUCUAGCCCAGCGGCUUUUCAAUGCUAAAUAUCGCUCCCUCUCCCCAUCCUCGUUUCCAACUCGGUGAAAUAAUUUGACUCCAUGAUCUCAACGAUUUUGCUCCUCAUUUUCGAGGGGCACGCUUUUUGGGACCACCAAUACGCUUAUUACGAUAAUUUUCAAAUUAGAAAUGCCUAAUUGCUCGUCCCAAUGUCAACCCCCUACCUGUGGCAUUAAUGUUUUCAACUCGGGGUCUCUAGUGUCUGUUGAAUCCUAAGGUUUAUUGUUGUAAGGCUAUUGGUUUCAACUGCCACUUAAAAUUCCAUGCCUCGUGCUAAAAUUUGAAGUCAGGAAAAACCAAAAAAAUAAUGAAAAACAUAUCUCUAGGUAAUUAUUUCUGAAGACACCUGUGUAAUACCGAAAAUCCUAUUAAUCUGUUUAGGUGAAAUAAAUCGCGAAUCAAA